Messenger RNA from Porites evermanni, 4848 nucleotides. The record is from the annotation of a GenBank genome assembly. NCBI's taxonomy places the organism in Eukaryota, Metazoa, Cnidaria, Anthozoa, Scleractinia, Poritidae.
AUGCCGAGUGAAGACGGGUCUGAUACUGAAGAGCAACAGGGAGCAACUUGGGAGCACCAGUCUUUAGCACAGGUAGAAUAUCAAUAACAAAAACCAUGAUGGGCUACUUUGAAAACUGUCGAGACUGUUUACUAACCCGAGCUUUAAGUCGGUUCCGUUACUAACAAACCGCUUUUUUUGACAGUUCUACAGGCGUCGAAGAAUUCUUAAUUUUAGUAAUCCAAUUACGAUAAAAUCAGUUCACCAAAACGAGCUUAUAACUAGGCUUUGUGAAAUCUCAGUCACGCUGUCCGCAGUCAGUUGUUAUAGCUACAACUAAGAGGUCACGUGACCAAUGCUUCCUUUAACAAAGCGAAAAAAACUGUCAAGAUGUCCACAGCUUCUUAAGAAUUAAAACAAUUAGGUUAAUGCUAUUUAUCAGUUUACCAAAACGAGCUUAUAACUUGGCUUUGUGAAACCUCAGUCACGCCGUCUGCAAUCAGUUGCUAUAGCUACAACUAAGAGGCACAUAAAAAUUCUCUUACACCCGAAAUUUGGGAGGAAAUGCAUUUAAGGGAGUUAUUUUAUGGCACUUUGAUUUUUCAACAAAGUAGGAUGAUUUGUAUUGAUGGCCAGGUCGGAGGGCAUACUCUUGCCCUCCAACAUGGCGACCAAAACUACCUUUUGCUUAUAUCUUGUUAAACAUUUUAUAGUUACUCUCAGAUGUGCUGUAAACGUUACCACACCCUCUUUUCAACAUUUUCCUUGGAGUUUAAGUGCGAAAUUUGUGUUCAGAACGAUGUAAUUCAUAAUUUUAAAAAUCACAUUUUUGUCACGUGACCAGCUACGAACUUACUCAUUUUAAGAAAAUGGUGCUGGUUUGAAAAACCAAAUCACUAUUAUUUUGUUUAAGAUGUGACCCACUAAUUGUUUUACGAUGGCAAAAUCAUAUAACUUUGUUUUUCAUAAAAACGAAGUCACAUGACAUUUUAGUGCAAAUGGCCUAUCAAUACGUCAAUAGUGGAGCAGUAUAUUACUGAAAAUCUCUCAACCAAUAUUGAAAUCGACUUUUUUGAUCUUUAAUUUUGAAAAUGAUUUAUUUUUCAUCAAAUUACGCCUCUGUAGGUAAAGAUAAGAGUUUUAAGAGGACAUAAAGAUGCGGUCAACGGCUGCUCAUUUACCUUCGGUGAUUCCAAGAUAGUUACUGCUUCACAUGACAAGACCUUGCGACUUUGGGUAAGUUAAAGAUUUCUAAAGAAACAAAAGGGUUCAAUUUCUAUUAAAUGUCUGGGCAAAGUGGGUAGCACUAUAUCCACCAGAUAAUGCUAUAUAUCCAGAGUAGANUUUUGAAAAUGAUUUAUUUUUCGUCAAAUUACGCCUCUGUAGGUAAAGAUAAGAGUUUUAAGAGGACAUAAAGAUGCGGUCAACAGCUGCUCAUUUACCUUCGGUGAUUCCAAGAUAGUUACUGCUUCACAUGACAAGACCUUGCGACUUUGGGUAAGUUAAAGAUUUCUAAAGAAACAAAAGGGUUCAAUUUCUAUUAAAUGUCUGGGCAAAGUGGGUAGCACUAUAUCCACCAGAUAAUGCUAUAUAUCCAGAGUAGAGGUAUUUGGAAAAGCAGUUAUAGUUGCGUUAUCCCAUGGUUAGUGAUUUAUCCGGUGUUAAGCCUCAUCCACCUUUUGAAGGGCAAAACUUUGCUCAUGUUAAUGAUCCUGCUGGCUAUGCAGGCUAUUACUUUUUCUUUAUUUCUUCAGUAUAUUUGUUGGUAAUUCAUGGACAUUUGAACUGCAACGUUUUAUUUUGUUUCUUUCAACAAUAUUCUCUUUUCAGGACGCAACUUCUGGAGCACAUCUUAAGGUGUACAAGGGCCACACCUCCUUUGUUACAUGCUGUCAUGCAGAUGCUAACAGUGCAAGGUAUCAGAUAAUGAACAAUAUUAUUAAAUGAGGCUGAGUUAGAUUUGAAGUAUUAUGGAGCUCGAGGAGGGUGUUAACACCCUAUGAGAGCAUCACAUUCAUGUAAAAUAACCCAUGUUUUUAUUAUUUUAUUAUUCUAAUAUUGGCACCAUUUUAAUGAAUUUGGAGAAAUGAGAGUAGGACGUGGGAAUCGAGAAGCCAAUUUCGUUAAAGAAGAAAAACAAACAUAUGUGCAGCCACUUUCUAACGACUUUCUAAAAUGAGAUCUUACUCUCUAUUAACUUCUUCAUCUUGUUAGGAUUGCCUCAGGUGGAUGGGAUAAAAGACUUUUAGUAUGGGACAUUCAAACUGGAACUAUUCUGGUAAGGCUUCAGAUAGCCCUAGUUCUAUGCAAAGCAGUGGCCAAAACAGUUUUUGAAAAUCAAGAAAAAUCUACCUUUCAGUUUGUCAUGGCCCAUUCACUGGGUCUGAGUCAGCAACUGCGGCUGCAGACCCCCUCAUGACCUUCUGCAAACUUGUCAGACUUUGCUUUGAGUAUCAGAGUGGUUUUGAAGUGACCAGCUCCUGUUGAAUUUAAGGUUAAUGUAUAUUUAAGCCAAAAUCAUGGCUGAAAGCAUUAAAAUCACAGCUGGUAUUUUACAAAAUAUUAUUUUGUAGUAGGGAACUGUAAAACUUAUUGAAAGAAAAGACUCAACUAAAGACAGCAACCAAGCACAAAGUUUCUUGGUCUUCCCAAUUUAAUAAAAUAUAGCUGAUAAUCUCAGUGAUAUAAUUUCAUCUCCUUUAUUAAAUUUAGACUAAUGUUAUAAUUCUCUUUGUGGAUUGUCUUUAGUGGGAGGCCCUGAAUGAAGGUAUUGUAACAUCCUGCAACUUUUCGCACGAUGGUCGCUACCUUAUCAACAGCAGUGAUCUGGAUUUUGCUGUCAGUGUAUGGGACGUCAGAGAAGGAGCCCUCAUAAAAAAGCUAUUCAGUAAGUGGUAUACAACUGAGUUGUCCUAAAUGUCUAUAGAGUAAAGACGUGUGAUGUUACAAAAAGUCAGAUUUGUGUAACUAUGGGAUUGGUUGGCGUAAAUUCAGAAAGAACUAGAUGGAAAAAACCCCUAAGUUGUCAAAAUAAUUUUUUAAGACUUAUGAACAGUAAGUUGUGUGUAGAUCACUCAUGAAUCAAACCUUUUUAUUAGGACUUUCAAGUGGUACUGUUUGUCUUCUAGUAUUAAAUUAUUUACAAAAUAAUUUUUAGGAUUUUUUAUUUAGAGGUACAGUCGACUCCCGAUAACUUGAACCUUCAAGGGAAAUCGAAAAAAGUUCGAUUUAGGGAGUUCGAGUUAUCGGGAGCUCGAAGAAAAUAGCCGAGAGUAAGGUAAAAAACAGUUUUCUUCUGCACAGUGAACAUUUUAAUCACAUUUAAUUGUAGAAAUGUCAAGUGAAAAUUAAAAGAUGCUUCUAGAUUAUAAAUCAGAACGUAACGUAACAAAACAUAGCCUAAAUAGAGCAUGCGUCUAACUGUUUUGAGAAGUAAAGCUGCUUCACGUUAGUCUGUGACAAUCAACAUCAGCCUCCAUUAGUAAACUAUACUCCUACAACACGUUAAUAGGAAAUGCAAAAUUUAAUGUUUCGGACGCCAGUAGACGGCUUUUUCCCGACCUUUUAAGGGCUCAAAACAUGGUUCGAGUUAUUGAGGGUAAAAUUGUAUAGAAAAUGACCUGAGGGGAAACGAAAACUGGUUUGAGUUAGCGGGAGUUCGAGUUAUCGAGGGUUCGAGUUACCGAGGGUAAAAUUACAGUAAAUGUAUAUGACGGAAAUCCAGGGGAAAUCGAUUUUGGUUCGAGUUAGCGCGAGGUUCGAGUUAGCGAGGGUUCGAGGUAUCGGGAGUCGACUGUAAUAUGUUUUUUGGUAUACUCAGGAUUGAAAAGGUUAUUUUCAGUCAUCGUCUUAGGACUCAGGCUAGUCAUUAAUCCAUCACAUUUACGAAACUUUUAGUUUUGUUUCUAGAAACUGGAGACAUACAGUGUAGAUUUAAUUCAAAUCAAAUGUUUGUCAUUAUAUUUACUGGUACUUCUCUUUUAACUUAAUAGAUCAUAAAAGUACAGUUACUUGCUGCCGAUUUGCUCCAACACAAACCCGAAUUUGUACAACUUCUAUGGACAGAACAACGAAGAUUACAGACAUGCAAACUUUUACAGAAGAUUAUAAUGUUACUCUCACUUUGGGGUAAGGUUAGGGCAUUUAAUGAUUUUUUUUAUUGCUGUCUUGAAGCAUGGAUCUUGAGUUCAAUUCCCAGGUGUAACCACAAAUCCUUCUUUCAACUUCUUUCCUUUCCCUGUGGCUUUAAGAAGCUUUAAAUACCUGUGAAACAGAGCAUUGAUGGAGAGGGGAAGUGGGGGGGUGGUAAAAUGAGUGCACCGUUGGCCACAGGUUUGUUAGUCAGAUGACUAUUUCAAGUUACCCCCUAAGUUCUUCAUGGUUGUGCAAUCCCAACUGACAUAAAUGAUUAAUUUAUAAGGUCUAAUGCCAAAAUGUAAUGAUUAGACUUGCCUCCAAAGACAAGAAACAUUGUCUGUAUUUGCCCAGGUAGAUUUUCCUUAAACAAGAAAACAGAUGUAUGCUUCACAUAAAAAGUUUAUCAAUGUUUUUUCUUAAAUUAUUAUGAUGCUGAGUCACUUCAAAGCCAACCUAUAGUCUAAAAGUUACUACUCUACCAGGCUAAAUCACUGUUAGAGCUUAGCCAGCUUUUAUCUUGUUUGUUGCACUGUUUUAUCAUACCAUCCAUGGAUGUUAUUUUAUUGGCUGUCGAUCUGCUCGAUGAAUGUUUGUUUGACUGUCUUCAGGGGUCACAUCAAUGUCAUCUCCAGCUGUUGUUUUAGUAAAGACGAGCACUUCUUGGCCACAGGGUCAUGGGACAAGAACAUUCAAAUAUGGGACAUUGCCACUGGUGUCUAUAGGUACAGCAGU